Cooperia oncophora is the source of this 1383-nucleotide messenger RNA. Lineage: Eukaryota; Metazoa; Nematoda; Chromadorea; Rhabditida; Trichostrongylidae. The record is from the annotation of a GenBank genome assembly.
AUGACUAUCGAGAUUUUAUCGUUAUCGCGAUCUUAUGCAGUGGAUAUCUGCAUGAUCAAAUACUGUUCCCGUGGUGAAGCAGCCCUGAUCCGAACUCUGCAAUAUGACGCGUCACGAGUGAAUGCAGCUCGUCAAGGACUUGAAGAUGCUUGGGUGGCUCGGCGUAACAUCCUUGACCAGUGUCUUGAGCUGCAGCUCUUCUACAGAGAUUGUGAACAGGCUGACACCUGGAUGUCUGCUAGGGAAAACUUCUUGGCCCAGGAAGAUCCAACUGGCGACAAUGUGGAGUCGCUGAUCAAGAAACAUGAAGAUUUCGAUAAGGCCAUCAACAGUCAACAGGAGAAGAUCACUGGUUUGCAGCAAUUCGCCAAUCAGCUGAUCAACAGCAAUCAUUAUGACAAGGAUGCGGUGGCUCGCAAACGCGACAUGAUUCUCGAUAGGCUGCUCUCAUUGAAGAAGCGAAGCAAACUUGGAGAAAGUCAGACGUUGCAGCAAUUCAGUCGUGAUGCGGAUGAGAUUGAGAACUGGAUUGCGGAGAAAUUCCAAGUUGCUCAAGAAGAGAACUACCGCGACCCAACCAACAUCCAGCAAAAACAUCAGAAGCAACAGGCAUUCGAAGCCGAGCUGGCUGCCAAUGCUGACCGUAUCGCCACUCUCAUCACGGCUGGUCAGAAUCUCAUAGAUGGAGCGAAAUGUGCUGGAGGUGAAGAUGCUGUCAGCGCGCGCCUGAAGGCAUUGAAUGACCAGUGGGAAUUGCUCGUGAAGACUACCACAGAGAAAAGUUACAGACUCAAGGAGGCCAACAAGCAGAAGAGCUUCAUGGCUGCUGUUAAAGAUCUGGAGUUUUGGCUUGGUGAAGUCGAAAUCCUCUUGCAGUCUGAUGACUACGGAAAGGAUUUGGCUUCAAUCGAGAAUCUUCUGAAGAAGCACCAACUGCUUGAAGCCGACAUCAUUGCCCACCAGGAUCGUGUCCAGGAGAUGAAUCAGCAAGCGGAUUCCCUCCUUGAACGAGAUCAGUUUGCUGGUCAGCAGAUUGCAGAGCGUCGCAAGGUGAUUGCUGAUCGCUAUGAGCGUGUGAAAGAGAUGGCAAAUGAUCGCCGUGACAAGCUUAACGAGGCCCUCAAUGUUCACCAAUUCUUCCGUGACAUCGAUGAUGAGGAGUCAUGGAUCAAGGAGAAGAAGCUUCUUGUCUCAUCGGAUGACUAUGGACGCGAUCUUCCCGGUGUGCAGAACCUCCGCCGUAAACAUCGUCGCCUUGACACCGAGCUGGCAAGCCAUGAACCUCUGGUUUCCCAAGUUCGCCUGAAGGGAGAAGAGCUCUUGCGCUCGUCAGGAAUCGGUGGAGAUGAAAUACAGAAGCGAAUGGCAGAUUCUAGAACGUAG